GCGCGACAGGUGCGCCCCAGACAAGUACUACCACCACACCACUAGCGAGCGAGUUAAUUGCAUCAUCUAGGAGUGGUAGUAGUAGCUAGCUGAAGGGUACAGCAGCAGCAGCUUGGUUUGGUUUGGUUUGCUUGCCUGUGCUGUGCGUGCUGCGGCGCGUCAAAAAUUAGCAGCUUGCCAAGAACACCCCCAAGAAAUCCAAAAGGAAGGGAAAAAAGGAUAGGUGGUGUUUGCUGAGCCGACAACCAUGGACUUCGACGAGCACGAUGAAGGUGACGGCGACGAGGAGAUGCCUCCGAUGCCGCUCAGCUCGGGCUACGAGGCGCCGAUGCAGCCCGGGCUCGGAGGUGGCGGGGUGCCCAAGCCGGGAGACUCCGGUGGCCGUUUCGGGACGACGCCUGGAGGAGGUGGUGGUGGUGGUGGAGGAGGAGGUGGGGCGAGGUAUCGGGAGUGUCUCAAGAACCACGCCGUCGGGAUCGGUGGGCAUGCCGUGGACGGCUGUGGCGAGUUCAUGGCUGCUGGCGAGGAGGGCUCCAUCGACGCGCUCCGCUGCGCUGCCUGCGGCUGCCACCGUAACUUCCACCGCAAGGAGUCGGACUCCCCCACCGGCGUUGGCCCGGCCGAGCCGUCGGCGGUGUCCCCCGCGGCCAUCUCAGCGUACGGCGCCUCGCCGCACCACCAGUUCUCCCCCUACUACCGCACGCCGGCAGGGUACCUCCACCACCAGCAGCAACAGAUGGCCGCGGCGGCCGCCGCCGCCGCAGCGGGCUACCCGCAGCGCCCUCUCGCGCUUCCCUCCACCUCCCACUCUGGACGCGACGAGGGCGACGACAUGUCCGGGAUGGUCGGGCCCAUGGUGAUUGGCCCCAUGGUCGGCAUGUCCCUCGGCUCGGCUGGCCCGUCCGGCUCCGGCAAGAAGCGGUUCCGCACCAAGUUCACGCAGGAGCAGAAGGACAAGAUGCUCGCCUUCGCGGAGCGGCUCGGGUGGCGCAUCCAGAAGCACGACGAGGCCGCCGUGCAGCAGUUCUGCGAGGAGGUCUGCGUCAAGCGCCACGUCCUCAAGGUGUGGAUGCACAACAACAAGCACACCCUGGGGAAGAAGCCAUAGCUAAGCAAAGCUCGCUGGAGCUCAUCUCCCGGUGCUAGGUACCUGCACUGCACUGCAUGCAACACCAUUGAUCUAUCUACUUAGCGGCUCAUUAGCCUUUUCUUUGCCUUCUUUUACCUCACCUGAUCGGUAGUAGCUUAGCUAGGAUCAUAGCGAGCAGCUGUUCUUGUUGGUUUUAGGGGAGGGAGAGCAUCAGCAGGUGCUGCUUUAGCUUCUUUCCUGGUUUCUUUCUCCUUAUUUUAUUCCAUUGUGGUUGGUUCUUCUGGGUUUGUGUUGCCGUCGUUGUUGUUUCCCAGUAGAUGACGACGACGACGACGACGUUGGUGUUUGGAAGGAAGAGGACAUGGAUGGCGAUUUGCCGAUCGAUUUAAGAUCUUGGGAAUGUACUUUUGU
Messenger RNA from Oryza brachyantha (malo sina), 1501 nucleotides. Its product is annotated as zinc-finger homeodomain protein 2. The record is from RefSeq and is a predicted model, not a curated record. Gene Ontology annotation, biological process: regulation of developmental process; regulation of DNA-templated transcription. Bases 248 to 1108 code for a protein of 286 amino acids. Gene Ontology annotation, cellular component: nucleus. The transcript has 2 exons. Gene Ontology annotation, molecular function: DNA-binding transcription factor activity; transcription cis-regulatory region binding. Lineage: Eukaryota; Viridiplantae; Streptophyta; Magnoliopsida; Poales; Poaceae.